Messenger RNA from Thunnus maccoyii (southern bluefin tuna), 3760 nucleotides. It is a transcript of the gene inka2, whose product is annotated as inka box actin regulator 2. The record is from RefSeq and is a predicted model, not a curated record. The coding region runs from base 370 to 1689 and encodes 439 amino acids. NCBI's taxonomy places the organism in Eukaryota, Metazoa, Chordata, Actinopteri, Scombriformes, Scombridae. Gene Ontology annotation, cellular component: nucleus. Gene Ontology annotation, molecular function: protein serine/threonine kinase inhibitor activity; protein kinase binding. The transcript has 2 exons.
ACACACACACACACCACACACCGCAGGCUGACAGUAGACAAGCAGCAGCCACUGAGAGACACACACACGGACUGAGUCUCUUGCUGCAGCUACAAGAAGGACCUCAUUAUCAUUUUUUGUUUGGAGUAAAUACGUUUUCGCCAUCAGGAGUUGUUGUUUUUUUAAUUAGAGGAUUCGCGUCAUUACGAGGCGCGCGCAUUCCUCAGCAGGAUUUGCGCAUCUCCAAUUGCAAAUUGUUUUCUGCUCUCCACGAGAGCGCUGUUUUAAUUUUUCACUGCUCAGGAGAAAGCUUUCAUAGUCAUGCUCGAGCGGCGACUGACGAAGCGUUUCAUCUGAAAUUCGUGUAGCCUAUUUCCAAAAAAAAAAAAAAUGGAACCACAGCUCUCCAAACCAGAAUGCAAAAACAUGGAUGCGUGUCUGAGACGGCUGAAGCAAGAACUGCUAUCGAUGAAAGAAGCAGGAGAUGGCCUCCACGCUCAGAUGAAUUCAAUGAUGGGAGCCCUCCAGGAACUCAAGCUCCUCCAGGUUCAGACAGCGCUAGAAAACCUUGACAUUUCGGGUCGGCCCAUUAACCGGGGACUCCCUCAUCCUGCUCCGCCAGCUUGUUCUGACGCAUCAGCUGCAGCAGCUUCAGCAUCAGGCGAGAAUCACAUGUUGAGCACAAGUAAUACCAUGUCUGAGGAGGCCAGCCCAAAUCCAAUGCCAAGUCCAAGGCCAUCUUUGGAGAGCAGAGCCACCUUCAGUCAAGAUGACCACAGCCCAUCCCGAAACAGAAGCAGCCUGGGAGCCUCGUCUUCCUCGACGUCCAGCCUAGAGAGUGAAAGUGCGACGAGUGAGAGAAGUGAAAGAGGUGCAAGAAGCGAGAACGACCUUGAGUCUAUACCCAGGAGGUGGUCAGGAUACAUGGCACCACAGGUGGACUUCUAUGGACCAAUGGUGGGUAACCCUCCACCAGAGCCCUACCCUCAGCCACAGCCUCCCCGGCGUGCUCAGGUGGUGGACCUGCCUGGGAUCCUGUACAGCCUUUCCAGAGAGGGUCCUUCACUGGACAGCGACUACUCCCAGGACAGCACAGACGACGCUAGUGACUGGACGUCUUCACUCAUGAGCCGCAGCCGCAACCGUCAGCCUUUGGUGCUGGGCGACAACGUCUUCGCUGACCUCGUGGGCAACUGGCUGGACCUGCCUGAGGUGGAGAGGGAGGAAAUGGAGGAAGAAGAGAAGAGGAGAGAGGAGAGGACAGCGGAUGGUGGGGCAGACAGACCGGACACCCCGGCUCAUCCUCUCCGCCUCAGUCGCUCACAGGAGAUCUGCAGGAAGUUCUCGCUCACCACAAACAUCUUCAAGAAGUUCCUGCGCAGUGUCCGGCCUGACAGGGACAAGCUGCUCAAGGAGAGGCCCGGCUGGAUGGCGCCUGAGCUCUCGGAGGGCGACCUCUUCAAAAGGCCGAAGAAACUGGUUCCAAAAAGUUCAAAAGGCAGCUUCUAUCUGCCGUUCUGGGCAAACGGACAGCAGGGGAAAGGCAGACCGUGUCCGCACCCAGCUGAAGCAGAGAGCAACCAACACCAUCACUUCCACCAGCUUCACCAGCAGCCAUUUGCAGGGAUUUAUUUAGACAGGAGACAGCCAGAGACUGGUCUGGAGAAAAUGCAGCCCUUGUUUGACUAUAACACAGCUGUGUGGGUCUGACAGUCAGUUUCAGGCCAACAGACUGCCAGUGAUGCCAGAUUGAGUGAGUGACAGGUGCUGGGGGAUUUGGCCGUGUUGGAAGGGAAUGAAUGAAAGACUGAGAGGCUUGGAUACAGUUAUCUUCCAAAAAUGAACUUCACAUCCACCACAUCCUGCGACUGAGAGAUUAUCAGGGCAACAUUUUGUCUGACAAUCCUAAAACUUAAACCUCGUUUGCUGUGUGUGUGUGUGUGCGUGUGUGAAUGUGUGUGCGUGUGUGUGCUGGAGGGUGUCUGAGACAGAGUCAGAGAGAGACAUUUCUGAGGAUUUAUGCUGCAAGUUUUAUAUUAUUCAAAUUUCUUUUCAUGUGUGUGCGCAUGAAUAACUGUGCUCUCUGGAUGUCUUAAAAGACGGUACUGAAAUGGACAUUUUUCUCAGAAUGUCUCCAUUACUUUACUUAUAUCAUUACAAUUCUUUAUAAAAACACCCGCAAACUUCUUCACUUCUGUGCUACAGGACACAAUCUCAUAUAUCUCACUUAUUUGCAUCUAUUAAUAGAACACCAACUGUUGGAUUGCAUGGUUACCAUUUUAUAAAUGAUGCUACAAACAGCUGUUACUGAACGCACUGCCACUAAAAAACACAGUCAUAUGCUCCCUUUUGUUUCCAACAGCCCAGGAAGCCUUGGAAACUCAGGUUUAACUGAACCCAUCAGUCUCAUUCACCUUGCUCAGGGACUGAAUGUUACACAGGAGGAAACUAUGAGACACUGCCACAUUUAAAAGGGUUUUACAUAGAGUUUAGAGAAGUCUAGUCUCAUCUCAUCUUGCCUAGUAGGACAUAACAGCAAUACAGUGCAUGACUAGAUCACACCAUCAAAGAUUGCACAUUAAACUUUGAGAUUUGUCCCUCGUAAUCAGCGAUGUUGUGCUUGCCGUCAUGUUAGAAAUUCUCAUUGUUUCUCUGCUGUGUAGACACGGCACAUGUUGAGUCAACUGUCAGUCCUCCUGGGCUGUUACGCCAUGAGAGGAGGGUGGAAAGAUGGCACAGCCAACCACGAGUACUGACUGACUGACUGCCAUCUGGUACCGGAACAUUAUGUAAAGCUCGUUCACUACAGGCUCAGCGAAGAUGCAAAACAGGCUCAUUUAAUCCCAAAGCUUUGUAGAUGAACUGAAUUAUGACGAUGGUUGCACAUGCUGUAUAUACACAGGUGGAUACAUUACAGGGCUGUAACAGUGAUGAGACAGUUGAGAGGAAAGUUAUCUUUAUCAGACAGGAUUCAAGUUGCAGACUAAAUGUACAGAGCAUUGUACAUAUUUGUCAUCAACCAAGCAGCAGCAAUAACAAGCAUUUACUAUAAUAUGCCAUUGCAUGAUUUUCAUUAUUCUGCACACAUAAAUAUUUCAAACUAACUUUACAGUUCUUACCAGAAUAUGUCAACAACGCCACCACAUGUACUGAAACCACAAACUGAUGAGUUAAUCUUUGACCUACAGUAUCUGUUCUCUUGUAUCAUAUAAACUGUUUCAAUGGUUUUCAUUUCGAGAUGCAUUAUGACAAAAAAAAAAAAAAACUACAGCUUCCCUCACAAAUUCCCUCAGGAUUUCAGAUGACACUGCCCACUCUGACUCAAAAUACUUAGUUGUUUUUAUAGAGGAACACUGUUAUGCAAGGACAAUCUGAUACUCUUAACUUAUCAUUAUGAAAAAAAACAGUUAAUUUCACUCAGUUUUAACAUAAUACCAGACCAAUCAACUUAGCCAGCAGGGAUUAGGCCUUCGGUCUUUUGAGUGUCUUGGCCAGUCAAUCCAUAUGGUGUUGUCUCAGUAUUCAGGUCAAUACAUACUGCACGUUCUGAGGGUCCAAUAUACACACACACACACACAGACAGUUUCUGCUGAGACAGUUGUGCCAUAAGGCACAGUCUGAGAUGUCAUAUCACACAGUAUGUGUAUGUAAAUGUAACGUUUAUUUCUUCCUAUUUACAGUUCUUUAAGUGUAAUUUUCUGCACUGUUAUUGAUAUUUUUCAUCAGGGUUCUGCGAACCCUCAGUAGUGAUUCUGUGUCAUGUGCACUGUAAAACUGUCAC